UGACGUUAUUUACACGGUUUACACGUACUACAACUUGUUGUCGAAGGUCCAUCGUCUCAAACGGUCAAUCAGAUAGGUUGCAAUGCCCAGCGAUCUCGACAGGCAAAUAGAGCAGCUCACACGAUGUGAACCCAUAUCCGAGGAACAGGUCAAACGGCUCUGCUUCAAGGCCCGUGAGAUCUUGAUAGAAGAAGCAAACGUUCAAGCCGUGGACUCUCCUGUGACGAUCUGCGGCGAUAUCCAUGGGCAGUUCUUUGAUCUUAUGGAAUUAUUCAAGGUAGGCGGGUUUUGCCCGGAAACGAACUACCUUUUCAUGGGUGAUUUCGUGGAUCGCGGCUUCUACAGUGUCGAAACGUUUCUCCUCCUCCUGGCACUCAAAGUCCGCUAUCCAGAACGAAUCACGUUAAUCCGGGGCAACCACGAGUCACGGCAGAUCACACAAGUUUAUGGGUUCUAUGACGAGUGUCAGAGAAAAUAUGGCAGCACCAACGUGUGGAGAUGGUGUUGUGAGGUCUUUGACUAUCUUGCGUUAGGCGCGAUCGUGGACGGUAGAGUUUUUUGUGUCCAUGGCGGACUCAGUCCAAACCUGCAGGCUAUUGACCAGAUACGCGCUAUUGAUCGAAAACAGGAGGUUCCUCAUGAUGGUCCAAUGUGUGACCUCCUUUGGUCCGAUCCAGACGAUAUAAGUGGCUGGGGCCUAUCUCCGCGGGGCGCUGGUUUUCUCUUCGGCGCCGAUAUUACUAAAACCUUCGCGCACCACAACUCUAUUGAUCUCAUCGCGCGGGCCCAUCAACUCGCCAUGGAAGGAUACAAGCUCAUGUUCGACAACAUGAUAGUGACAGUGUGGAGCGCACCCAAUUACUGCUAUCGGUGGGUGCUGAUCAAAUUAAUAUCCUGCUUCCGGUUCGGCUUUCGUAACAUAUCAUGCUUUUUUGACAGGUGUGGUAAUGUAGCUUCGAUUCUCGAGCUAGAUGAACGCCUUGCUCAAGAAUACAAAGUUUUCCAACAUGCGCCCUCGGACGUACGCUCCAUCCCAGCAAAACGACCUCCUGCAGACUACUUCCUCUGAAUGGAAAUUUUGUCUUUCUGAUUAGAAGGUUACCUUAUUGGCAACGACUGCCUGCCGCGUGUCUUGGACAUGCCAUAACGGCGACUUUCUCAUCAAACAGUGCAUCCGAACUAUUGUCCGUUGCUUCUAGGGUCUGUGUGGGGCGUAGCGUGGUUAGCUGGAGGUCCAACAAGUGGAGGUCGACGAGGUGCCUGGCUCC
Molecule: messenger RNA, 1268 nt
Organism: Suillus paluster
Lineage: Eukaryota; Fungi; Basidiomycota; Agaricomycetes; Boletales; Suillaceae
Product: Metallo-dependent phosphatase-like protein
Exons: 7
Coding region: 83-1069 (328 amino acids)
Biological process (GO): double-strand break repair via homologous recombination; peptidyl-serine dephosphorylation
Cellular component (GO): nucleus; cytoplasm
Molecular function (GO): protein serine/threonine phosphatase activity
Source: RefSeq, a predicted model, not a curated record